CAAAGCCGGAAGAAGAUGUCAAAACUGGGCGGGGCCAAAGACGGAAGUAAAGACAACAAAACAACACAUCUGUGUGUCAAUAAUCAUCAAAUAUAAGUCAUAUUCAUGCUAUAUUCGAAGAUAUGCCAUUUAUGUGUCCGGCAGCAUUGGAUUAUUCAGACCACGACUGUGUUUGCAUGAAACCUUUGCACUACUGAGCACCGGAAUGGAGGAGACCAGCCGGGAGGCGGUUGCCACAGCCGUCCAGCGUGUUGCAGGAAUGCUGCAGAGAUCUGAUCAGCUGGACAAAGUGGAGCAGUACAGAAGAAGAGAGGCCAGAAAGAAAGCCUCAGUUGAAGCAAGGCUGAAGGCAGCCAUCCAGUCUCAGCUGGAUGGAGUUCGCACUGGGCUGACGCAGCUGCACAGUGCCCUACUGGAUGUGAAGGACAUUCAGAGCUCGCUAACCGAUGUGAGCAAAGACUGGAGGCAGAGCAUCAACACCAUAGAAAACCUAAAAGAUGUCAAGGAUGCUGUGGUCCAACAUAGUCAGCUGGCAUCUGCUGUGGAAAACCUAAAAAACAUUUUCUCAGUCCCAGAGAUUGUGGCCGAGACCCAGCAGCUGAUAGAGCAGGCGGAGCUGCUUCAGGCACACAGGAAACUGAUGGAACUGGAGAGUUCUCGAGACGACCUCAUGUACGAGCAAUACCGUAUGGACAGCAAGAACACCAGCGACAUGCAUCUCAUCUCCAUCUACUUUGAAGAUGUCCAGGCUUUGUCAGAUGAGCUUGCCAAACAGUUAUGGAUGGUUCUGCAGAGGGCCAUGGUGACGGUACGUCGCGAUCCCACCAUGCUGGUGUCAGUGGUUCGUAUCAUCGAGCGUGAGGAGAAGAUUGACCGGCGUAUGGUAGACCGUAAAAAGCAGACGGGGUUCAUCCCACCUGGACGACCCAAAAGAUGGAAAGACAGAAUGUUUGAGGUGUUGGAGGGUACAGUCAGUACCCGCAUUGAAGGCACCCAGGCGGUGACAAGAGAAGCCGAUAAAAUGUGGCUGGUUCGUCUUCUGGAGAUAACUCGGAAAUAUGUUCUAGAUGACCUCAUUGUUGUGAAGAACCUCAUGGUUCAGUGCUUCCCCCCACAUUACAACACCUUCAACAGGUUUUUCAGCCUCUACCACAAUGCUGUAUCCACUCGGGUCAAAGAACUGGCCUUUGAAGACUUGGAGGCUAAUGAGAUAGUAUCCCUGUUAACCUGGGUUCUAAAUACGUACAAGAGUGUGGAGAUGAUGGGCCAUCCGGAGCUUAUUUCCGAGAGCAGUAACCAGCUGGAGUCGCUGUUGCCCCAGGAUGUAGUUGAUGACCUCCUCAGCAAAUAUGUUCAGACUUUCACGUCUAAUAUUACCGGCUGGCUGAGAAAAGCCCUGGAAACGGACAAGAAGGACUGGCAGAAAGAAACCGAGCCCGAAGCAGACCAGGAUGGGUACUACCAAACCACACUGCCUGCCAUUGUCUUCCAGAUGUUCGAACAGAACCUGCAAGUGGCUGCCCAGAUCGAUGGGGACUUCAAAGAACAGGUUCUCAAACUUUGCCUGAAACAGAUGAACUCCUUCCUCAUUCGGUACAAAGAAGAGGCCGUGGCCUACAAAGAGGAACACCUGCGAGAUCGACAGCUGCCUCAGUGUUACGUGCAAUACAUGAUCGCCAUCAUAAACAACUGCCAAACAUUCAAAGAGUCCAUCACCAGUCUGAAGAGGAAGUACUCUCAGUCAUCCGAGGCCACUGAUAGUGACGUCGCCAUAGAGAGGACCCUCAAUGAGGUAGCCAAGGAGGGAUGCCAGUUCCUGUUAGAUGAAGUCUUCCUGGACCUUGAGCAUCAUCUCAGCGAGCUGCUGACCAGGAAGUGGCUGUCAGGCUCUCAUGCGGUGGACACCAUCUGUGUGACGGUGGAGGACUACUUUAAUGACUUCAACAAGAUUAAGAAACCCUUCAACCAGGAGAUGACAAGUGAAGCCCUGCGGAGGGUUGUGGUGGACUACAUAAAAGCAGUGAUGCAGAAGAGGAUCACCUUUCGGAAUGCUGAUGAGAGGAAGGAAGGGGCUGAAAGGAUGAUCAAAGAAGCCGAUCAGUUCAAGUUCCUCUUCAGAAAACUGGCUGCUGGAGAAGACACUGAUCGUCUUUGCGGGGCCAUUGUGGCCAUUGCUGAAGUUUUCAAGCUGACUGACCCCACUCUGCUUUUCCUGGAGGUCACCACAUUGGUUUCCAAAUACCCUGACAUCAGGGAGGAGCACAUCCAGGCGCUGCUGGCGGUGCGCGGUGAUGCCAGUCGUGAAAUGCGCACCAUGAUCAUCGGAACUCUCAGCGAGAACAAAGUAUCAUACGGAGGUGUCUCCCAGCCCAUCUUCAAAGACAUCACAGUACCCUCCAUCUCCAUGACGACCAUGACCUCCAUGGCAACUGCCAAGCUUCUCAAAUAAAGCCAACAUCUCUAUUCACGUCUUGAGGAAAUAACCUGUUUUUCUCCUCAAAAAAAUCACUUCUGUUUUGUUUAUUGCACCUUUCUGCGUUUGUGUCAUCGCCAAGCUUGAUCACACGUGUGCUUGAGGAAAUAAUAAAUGUAUAACUGUAAAAAUGA
This is a messenger RNA of Doryrhamphus excisus (bluestripe pipefish), 2607 nucleotides long. RefSeq names its product exocyst complex component 3 (gene exoc3). Gene Ontology annotation, cellular component: exocyst. The record is from RefSeq and is a predicted model, not a curated record. NCBI's taxonomy places the organism in Eukaryota, Metazoa, Chordata, Actinopteri, Syngnathiformes, Syngnathidae. Gene Ontology annotation, biological process: exocyst localization; exocytosis. Gene Ontology annotation, molecular function: SNARE binding.